This is a messenger RNA of Prorocentrum cordatum, 366 nucleotides long. Lineage: Eukaryota; Dinophyceae; Prorocentrales; Prorocentraceae. The record is from the annotation of a GenBank genome assembly.
CAUGGCGCGGGCCCUGUCGUCGCACAGGGCGGAGAUGUCGGCGACCGCCGUCGGGGCGAGAGCGGGCGCCAGCGCGAGCUCAUCCUUCAAGGGCUUCGACAGACCGUUGACGGCGUCCAGCUUGGCGGCGCCCUCGGCCUUCCGCGUCUUGGAACCCGCCUCGGCCACGCCGGGCACCUUGAAGAUGCGGUCCAGCACCGACGUGCGAGGGCGGCGGUCGGCGAAGACCGCAAUCCACGAGGUCGCCAGGGUGGCCAGCAAGCGCCCGCUCGCGGCCUUCAGGCGAGCCGCCGCGAGGCUCAGCGCCUAGAGGGCGAGGCGGCGCUCCAGCGGGGCCCCCGCGGCGACGUGCCCCCGCUGAGCCCG